Molecule: messenger RNA, 5262 nt
Organism: Terrapene triunguis (Three-toed box turtle)
Lineage: Eukaryota; Metazoa; Chordata; Testudines; Emydidae
Product: vitellogenin-1-like
Exons: 35
Coding region: 1-5262 (1753 amino acids)
Biological process (GO): lipid transport
Molecular function (GO): lipid carrier activity
Source: RefSeq, a predicted model, not a curated record
AUGAGGGACUUAAUUCUAGCUCUGACUUUAACCCUUGUGGGGAGUCAGCAUCUUAAUUAUCAACCUGAUUUCAAAGAAAACAAGGUUUACACAUAUGAUUAUGAAAGUGUAUUUCUCAGUGGACUUCCAGACAGAGGACUUGCAAGAGCUGGAAUAAAAGUAAAAUGUAAAGUGGAAAUCAGUGGUAUUGGGCCAAAACUUUGUCUUAUUAGGAUUCAUUCACUUGAAGCAGCAGAAUACAAUGGUAUCUGGCCUAGAGAUCCAUUUGCACGGUCAUCUAAACUGACCCAGGCUCUUUCAGCACAACUCAGAAAUCCCGUCAAAUUUGAAUACAGCAAUGGCCGUGUUGGAAAUCUUAUGGCUCCAGAUGCUCUCUCAGAUGAUGGUCUUAAUUUCUGUCGAGGAUUUCUGAAUAUGCUGGAAUUAACCCUGAAGAAGUCACAGAAUACAUAUAAUUUGCAGGAGGCUGGGAUCGAUGGUGUUUGCAAUACAACCUAUGUGAUUCAAGAAAACAGGAAAGCAAAUCAAAUCUAUGUGACAAAAUCCAAGGACCUAAGCAGCUGUGAUGAGAGAGCUCAGAUGUUUACUGGUGCUGCAUAUACUUGCCAAUGCCCAGCCUGCAGAGAAAAAAACAAGUAUUCACGGGCAACCACUACUUACAAUUACAAAAUCAAAUCUUCCCGUGAGGAGGCUUUAAUUGUGCAAGCUGAUGUCCAAGAAAUCCAUCAGUUCACACCAUUCCAUGAGGUCACUGGAGGGGAUGCUGUAGUAGAAGCAAGGCAGAAGCUGGUACUGAGUGAUGUGGAAAAACACUCCUCAGAAGUCCCAUCAACAGAAUUCCGGAAACGUGGAUCACUUCGGUACCAUUUUGGCAGUGAAUUGCUUCAGCUUCCCGGCCAGUUAUUCAAAAUCAAAAACUUGGAGAGUCAGAUAGUGGAAAACCUGCGGUAUCUGGUAGAGCACACACAUGAGCGGGUUCCUAGUGAUGCUCCAUCAAAAUUCCUGCAGCUUGUACAGCUUUUCCGGGCAGCAAAUGAUGAUAUCUAUGAGUCAGUUUGGAAACAGUUUUCUAGCCGGCCUGUAUACAGGCGCUUGAUUUGGGAUAUAAUUCCUGCCGUUUCCACUCAUAGUGCAAUCAGAUUCUUAAGGCGUACAAUUGAAAGGAAAGAACUCAGUGACCUGGAAGCAGCUCAGGCAGUGCUUGUGGGCCUGCAUUUAAGUACACCAACCCGUGAUGUGAUAGAGGAAGCGGUGCUCAUCCUGAAAAAGGCUCAUUCACGCUCAGAUACUUUACUGCACAGAAUUGCCUAUCUAGUCUAUGGAUCAUUGGUUCAUAAGUACUGCUCCGUUUCGGACUCCUGCCCUGAGUCAGCUCUCCAGCCACUAUAUGAUUUUGCAGCUGAAGCAUCCAGCAGGGCCAAGGAGGAAGAAAUGGUCCUGGCCCUGAAGACCUUUGGGAAUGUAGGACAUCCAACCAUCCUAAAGCGCAUCAUGAAGUUUAUGCCAGGAUAUGCACCUGGUGCUUCUGAUCUCCCAGUCAGGGUUCAAACUAAUGCAGUGAUGGCCCUGAGAAACCUGGCCAAGAGAGACCCACGAAAGGUACAAGAUAUUACCCUGGAGAUGUUCCUAAACCACAAGAUUAAUCCUCAAGUCCGAAUGAUUGCUGCCUUUGUUCUGCUUGAAACCAAACCAGGUCUUCCUGUCUUGGUGACUUUAGCUAAUGCUAUGCUAAAAGAACCUAGCAUGCAAGUGGCAACUUUCAUCUUUACCUCCCUGAGGGCUCUGGGCAGAAGUACAGCUCCGGAUCUCCAAGUCGUGGCCUCUGCCUGCAGAAUGGCUAUCAGAAUACUCAGCCCCAAACUUGACAGACCUAGCUAUCGAUUCAGCAAAGAUUUCCGCCUUAGUAUGUUUAGAGAGUCUCUUAUGAUUGGAAUGGCAGCCCAUUCAUUGACACUGAAUAAUGUAGGCAGCAUAUUCCCAUCAAUAGCAUUGUUCAAAUUGAGGGCCCAUUUCGUUGGACAUAUUGCUGAACCUUUGGAGGUGGGACUGAAAGUUGAAAGACUGCAGGAGAUGUUAGCGAAAAGACACUUACCUGACAGUGAUUCUGACAGUGCAUUUGAUGUGAGGGAAGUUCUGAAAACGCUCUCUGACUGGAAGGCACAGUCCAGUGAUAAACCUUUUGCAUCAGGCUACAUGAAGAUGUUUGGACAAGAAAUCCUCUCUGGUGCACUUGAUAAGGAUUCCAUCCAAACUCUAUUACAGGCAUUGUAUGGACCAGAAGAAAAAAUUCCCUCAAUAAAGAAAUUCAUAAAUCAUCUUCAAAGUGGUGUAGGGACCCAGUGGUCGAAAGCUUUGUUGUCUGCGGAAGUCCGUCGCAUUGUGCCUAUGUGUAUUGGAUUCCCAAUGGAGACAAGCUUGUAUCAUGCUUCUUUCACAAAUGUUGCAGGAAGUGUUCAGGCACAGAUUUCACCAACUCCAAGUUCCGAUUUCAGACUGGCUGACUUACUUAAUGCCAAUAUUAAAGUGCGAUCCAAGCUGACCCUAAGCAUGGUCAAGGACAUGAUCUUUGUAAUGGGAACUAAUACACACCUGUUCCAAGCUGGAUUGGAGGCACAUGCUAAAGCGAAUAUAAAUAUCCCUAUGAACGUUGCGGCUACUCUGAAUAUUAAGGAUAAGAAUUUCAAAUUGGAAAUCCCACCAUGCAGCCAGGAAACUGAUGUUGUUACUCUAAGGUCUAAGACGUAUGCUGUUACACGAAAUCUUGAAGACUUAGCUGCCACUAAGAUGACGCCAGUUCUUCUACCUGAGGCAGUGCCUGACAUAAUGAAGCUGUCCUUCGAUUCAGGUUCCGCAUCAAGCGAGAGUGAUAAAAUAAGGGGUAGACUGUCUUCAGAAAUCAUUUCAACAGGAAACAUCUAUUCAGCUGGACAAUCAUCCCAACAGAAAGUACCAUCUGUUCGUUCCAUGUGCUUCAAUGCAAGUACAUUUGGAGUUGAAAUUUGCGCAGAAAGGAAAAGUGUGAAUGCUGCAUUUAUCAGAAAGGCUCCUCUCUAUUAUCUGGUUGGGGAGAAUGCUUUUAAACUUACCUGCAAACCAGUCCAUACAGGGUCAUCAAUUGAGAAAAUACAAGUAACAAUCCAAGCAGGUGCUCAGGCUGCUGCGAAAAUGGUGCGUUUAGUAAAAUUUGAAGACACAGAAACGGAACUAGCUUCUGGCAAAGAGGCAAUUAAAAAACUGAAGAAAAUCCUUGAUGAUCCCACAGUCCAGACCCAGGAAAAAUCACUCGUUAUCCGAAAAGACAGAAAAUCAUCAUCCAGCUCUAGCAGCAGCAGCAGCAGCAGCAACAGUAGCUCCAGCUCAUCCAGCAGCCAGUCCAGCAGUGAUUCUCAGCGUGACCAGAUAAAUCUGAAGAAGAAAGAUGUAUCUUCCUUUGACGAUUCAUUGGGCCCACCAAGCAAGGAACAGCAGAAGGGGCAUCAAGAACAUGAGCAGAAAGGGCCCCGCAGCAAAGGGCAUUCUAAAACCAAAGGAAAGAAGUUAUCUCCAUUUGGGAAAAGCAGCAGCAGCAUUGAAUGUGAUCUGAUUCUUGUUGAAUCAUUGCAGGCAAUAAUUUGUUUUGGAAUUUUGCAGGAACAGCACGUUCCAGAAAUGUACCGACUCCGCUUCAAGUCCCAUUUGAAUCCAGAUCAGGCGUCGUCAAGCAGCUCAUCAUCAUCAUCUUCCCCUCAGUCAGGCAGCAGCAGCAGCUCCAGCGACAGUACCAGCAGCAGCACCAGAGAGAGUAGCAGCAGCAGCAGGAACAGCAGCAGCCCCAAUUUCCUGGGAGACGUACUUCCACCUGGGCUCACCAUUGUGGCUCGGGCAGUUAGGAGUGACAACAAAAAUCAAGGUUACCAAGCCACAGCAUAUAUUAACUCUGCUGCUGCCAAAGUCGAUAUGCAACUGGUUGUGGUUCAGCUUGCUGAAACUAACUGGAAAGCGUGUGCUGAUUCUGUAGUAUUGCCUCUCAAAGCACAGGCCAGGUUCAGGUGGGGCAAGGAAUGCCGGGAGUAUAGAAUUGAAGCAAGAGCUUCCACAGGCCGAAUUUCAAGGAAUCCAGCUGUACAGGUGAAGCUGGCUUGGACAAAACUUCCAUCCUGGAUAAGGAGGACAACUAUAACAACUAUGGAAUUUGUUCCUGGAAUAGCAUACCUGAUGGGCUUCUCAGAAGUGUAUCAGAAAAAUCCUUCUCAGGAACUUGUAGUAAGAGCAGUUGCAACUUCAUCACGGACAAUUAAUACAGUCAUAAAGGCUCCGGGGCUAACCUUUUACUAUGAGGCUUUCCCACUUCCAUUUGCUUUGCCUGUGAGCCCAGCUCCAGCUUCUCAGGCUCCAGAAGUGACUGCUUGGAAUUUCCUUCCAGAAAUAUCUUCACUGAUAGCUAAAGAAGAUCAAUCCACAUGUGAAGUGAGGGAAGAAAACUUCAAAACAUUUGACAGAGUGAAGUACAAAUGUUCAUUCAAUAAAGACUGCAACCUUGUAGUAGCUCAAGACUGCACUGCUCACCCCAAAUUCAUCGUCAUGACGAGAAAAGUCAAUCCACGCUCUUCCUCCAGGGAGGUGUACAUCAAUAUUAGUUCAUCAAGCGUGAGACUCUAUCUUUCUCCAUCUUCCUCUAUCCUCGUGUCAUACAAUGACGGACCAGUGUUAACGCACAGCAAAAUGUAUCAAAAUAAAAGAGAAAACAUUAAAAUUUAUAGAAAUGAAACAACAGUUGUAGUAGAAGCUCCAGACCAAGGGCUGGCGAAUGUGACUUUUGAUGGAUCGACACUUAAGGUUACUGUUGUUUCAUGGAUGAGAGGAAGGACCUGUGGUAUUUGUGGAAAUAAUGAUGGACAAAAGCAAAAUGAACUCCUCAUGCCCAAUCAUAGGCUGGCACACAGCUGCUCAGCUUUUGUCCAUUCAUGGGUACUGGUAGAAGAAACCUGCGCCGAAGGGUGUAAACUGCAACGCCGCUAUGUGAAACUGAAGGGACAUCCUGUUAUUGAUGGAAGGGAAUCUACAUGUUACUCUGUUGACAGGAUACUGCAGUGUAUGAAAGGCUGUACUCCAACUGAGAAAACCUCAGUUAAAGUUGGCUUCUCCUGUUUCCCAAAAGAUUCUGCUGUGAGCCUGUCUGACUGGCAUAGGGGCAGUGACAGGAAAUAUGCAGCCGAGGACAUCGUGGAGUCUGUGGAUGCUGACAUUGACUGUUCCUGCACUGACGAUUGUAGUUCAUCUUAA